Molecule: messenger RNA, 1852 nt
Organism: Mustela lutreola (European mink)
Lineage: Eukaryota; Metazoa; Chordata; Mammalia; Carnivora; Mustelidae
Gene: TMEM216
Product: transmembrane protein 216
Exons: 5
Coding region: 77-643 (188 amino acids)
Biological process (GO): non-motile cilium assembly
Cellular component (GO): ciliary transition zone
Source: RefSeq, a predicted model, not a curated record
ACUGUCAGGGCCUGGUGGGAGGGCUUCUUCAUAGCCCUCUCCAGGUGCAUGGAAUCGCUUCUGCUCCUUCCCCUUUAUGCCCAGAAGAAAAGAAUUACCGCCCACCUCCAUUCCCACUAGUGAGGAGUACACUGCCGUCCUUAAAGGUAAACGGCUGUCCUCCACCCCCCUGGAAAUCCUGUUCUUUCUGAACGGGUGGUAUUAUGCUACCUAUUUUCUGCUGGAACUCUUCAUAUUUCUGUACAAAGCCCUCCUGCUACCAUAUCCAACAGCCAACCUAGUACUCGAUGUGGUGAUGCUUCUCCUUUACCUUGGAAUUGAAGUAAUUCGACUGUUUUUUGGUACAAAGGGAAACCUCUGCCAGCGAAAGAUGCCACUUGGUAUUAGUGUGGCCUUGACCUUCCCAUCUGCCAUGAUGGCCUCCUAUUACCUGCUGCUGCAGACCUACGUGCUCCGCCUGGAAGCCAUCAUGAACAGCAUCUUGCUCUUCUUCUGUGGUUCAGAGCUGCUGCUUGAGGUGCUCACCCUGACGGCUUUCUCCAGGUCAUGGUCAGCUUCUUACCAGAGUGAGGCAGGAAUACUUGGAAGAAGCAUAGUCAAAAGACAGCAUUUUCCAGUGGUUUAUUUUAAAAUUUCAAAUUAACAUAAAAGGAAAUACACUUUUUUUUUUAAACUGGAGAAAUAUUGCCUUACAUGCGUAUAUCAUUCCUUUUUCCAAGUCUUUAAAAUUUUCUCAUCUAACUCAGUAGUGGCGUUUUUUUUUUUUUCUCUUUUCCCCCAAGAAGCCACCAGGAGCCAUGACAGAAUCCACUUUAGGAAACCUCAAGCCAUAUGGCCCCUCUGCUGUCAGAUGAAUCCUAGAAUAUCUGCUCUUGCUCAAAGUCAAAGUUAAUUGGUCUUUAAGCAUUUCUAUGCAGGCUUUUAAUUCUGCUUAUUUCCCAUGAUCGAGCUCCUUCUCAUCCUGUGAAGGUCUCCACUGUCCAGAAGCACUGAUGAUUUAUCUUGUUUCCUACCCCUUGUGUGUCCUUGCUUCCUGGCUGCUUUUGGAGUCUAUCCAAAAACUGUAGUAAACAGGCCUAAUCCACCAUGAAACAGGAACAAAAAAUCUUGGAACCUCCUUGAUAUUUCAGUCACAGACCCCCCCCAGCCCCCGGCCUGUUGCUUGCACUGCUGCUUUCUCUAGCUGUGCUUUGAAGAAGUUGUUGACAUCAAGCUAGACAGGAACUGGUUCUCCAGGGCCUCCCCAUUUCUUCUAAAGGUUCAGUGGUUAAGGUCGUUCUCCUGGCAACACAGAUAAACGAAUGAAAGGCUCAUUUGGAAGUUUAGAGGUGGCUUAUAAUUAAAAGGAACCUUAGAAAGGAAUCUAAACUCCCACUUUGGAGACUUAGAGAUGAGAAGGGAACAGCCAAGCAUCCCACAACCGGUUACUAGCAGUUGGAUCUAGAAAUCUUGUCUUAGCAGUCUGUCUAGAUCAAGUAAAUUCUCCUCCUCCACAGGUACCACUUGAGGAGGAUGAGUAGUUGGAAGUGGGGAUGGGAUUAGAGCAGGAAGUCCUCACUCAUCGGCUGGUUCUCUGCGAGCUUCUUGCACUGCUUCCUGGGGCGGGCUCCACGGAGCUUUAUACUUCCUGCAGCUUGCUGGAACCACACGUGCAGGUGUAGUCACACAACAACAGAAUGUCCUAACUGAAACUGAGGCAGCAGGGGGUGGGAAUGCGCAUAGCCAGUCUUUUGUAUUUUGUAUUUUGUAUUUGAAUGCCAAGGGGAAGUCACUGAGCCGCCCAUCUAGACCUGAAGGAUCAACAUUCUGGAACAGUGGAGAGGACCUGAGUGAAGGAGUAUGCCUUGGUCAC